CUUUGAGAGAGAGAGAGAGAGAGAGAGAGAGAGAGAGAGAGAGAGAGAGCUCCAUUUGGUACAGCCCACAGCUAGUAGCUCAAUAGCUCGCACGUACGUGCACACAAGCGUGGACGCAUAGAACCUACAGCCAUGUACGCCCUGACGCCGCGCUGCCACCUCCCGCCGAUCCGCCGGUCGCCACCGCCGUGCCAGGCCGCGUCGACGACGUCGCCGCCGUCACUGUCGGUCCCGUCCCGCGCCGACCCGGACGAGCUGCGGUCGACGUGGCCGCAGCGCGCGUGGACGCUGGCCGGCUCGGCCGCCAUCCUCUCCUCCAUGUCCACGUCCGCGUCCCUCGUCGCGGCGGGCUCCAGCUCGGCCGCGGAGCCGCUCGCCGCCGCGUUCGCCGCCUACUCCCUCGCCGACCUCGCCACGGGCGUCUACCACUGGUUCGUCGACAACUACGGCGACGCCUCGACGCCCGUCUUUGGCUCGCAGAUCGCCGCGUUCCAGGGCCACCACCGCUACCCGUCCACGAUCACAUUCCGAGAGCCGUGCAACAACCUGCACGCGCUCGCGCGGGCCGUGGCACUCGCGCUCGUCCCCGUCGACACCGCGCUCUCCGCCGCGGGCUCGCCCGCGGCCGCGCAUGCGUUCGCCGGCGCGUUCGCUGCGUGCGUCGUGCUGAGCCAGCAGUUCCACGCGUGGGCGCACGAGAAGCGGCGCAGGCUGCCGCCCGGCGUCGAGGCGCUGCAGGACGCCGGCGUGCUCGUGUCGCGCGCGCAGCACGCCGCGCACCACCGCCAGCCGUACAACACCAACUAUUGCAUCGUCAGCGGCAUGUGGAACGGGGUGCUGGACAGGUACAGGGUGUUCGAGGCGCUGGAGAUGGUGGUCUACUUCCGGACAGGCGUGCGGCCGCGGUCCUGGGACGAAACUGACGCGUCGUGGAAGGAGGACACCGGCGCUGUAGCCGCCGCCUCAGCCACCGCCGGUGAUGAUGGUUUGUUACACACAGUGACAGCUGACUGAUGAUACCGCGAUAUGUACAUGCAAAAAGCAUACAGCGACGAUGCAGUAACUAUGACGAUAUACAAGACUAUUAAGGUAUAGUGAACACUGCUGUUUUAAUUCCUGGGAUUAAAAGAUUCAAGACAUUUUUUUGGGGAGGAACAGUACUACUCAAUCGGUGGCAAAAUACUGCUGAAGCCAAAAUUUUUGUUCUUUCUUUUUUGUGUUGGUCCCAGCAAGUAUUAUUUUUCUCUUGCUUAGGCUGUGUAAAUCUUAUGAUGUAAUGUUGCAGCCAGAUUGGGAAUAGAGAAGAUUGGUGAUCUUCCUUU
This is a messenger RNA of Phragmites australis (common reed), 1322 nucleotides long. RefSeq names its product fatty acid desaturase 4, chloroplastic-like. Bases 133 to 1014 code for a protein of 293 amino acids. The record is from RefSeq and is a predicted model, not a curated record. NCBI's taxonomy places the organism in Eukaryota, Viridiplantae, Streptophyta, Magnoliopsida, Poales, Poaceae. The transcript has a single exon.